Rotaria sp. Silwood2 is the source of this 294-nucleotide messenger RNA. NCBI's taxonomy places the organism in Eukaryota, Metazoa, Rotifera, Eurotatoria, Philodinida, Philodinidae. The record is from the annotation of a GenBank genome assembly.
AUGAAAAAAUUCGUAACUCAACAACAACAAUUAUUUGUAACAAAAACUGAAAAUGAAUUUGUUAAUCAAGAAUUUGAAAAUCUUGAUUCCGAUAUUCUUAUUUAUAAACUAAUUGGACCAGUUUUAAUUAAACAAGAAUUAAAUGAAGGAAAAGAAACAGUUGCAAAACGACUUGUUUAUUGUGAAGGAGAAUUAAAACGUUUAACAUCAUUAAUGAAUGAUACAGAAAAAAAAUUAGAGAUUCAUCGUGAAAUUAUUGCUAAAAUUCAACAACAAAUAUCCGUAAAUAAAUAA